Octopus bimaculoides (California two-spot octopus) is the source of this 1551-nucleotide messenger RNA. Its product is annotated as regulator of G protein signaling 7. Gene Ontology annotation, biological process: intracellular signal transduction; positive regulation of GTPase activity; G protein-coupled receptor signaling pathway. Gene Ontology annotation, cellular component: cytoplasm; neuron projection; plasma membrane. The record is from RefSeq and is a predicted model, not a curated record. NCBI's taxonomy places the organism in Eukaryota, Metazoa, Mollusca, Cephalopoda, Octopoda, Octopodidae. Gene Ontology annotation, molecular function: GTPase activator activity.
UAGAGAACGAGAAAGAAGGAGGAAAGAGAGUGAGAGUGGAGGGGGGUGGUGCGCCUCAGUUGAAAAAGACCGCCACUUGCAUUAGAAACACGAGAGAGAAAGUGAGUGCUUUGUCGGCCGCCGUCUCUUUAAGGACCAGUGGCGGAGGCGACAACGGUAGCACCACUGCACCACACGUUCAUAUUGCUAUACUAGCACCGAUUCUGCUGUUAGCCCCUACCACUCUACUCUGUUAGAUACUACAAACUCGGCUCUUCUCUUAAUAAUACUAUAUAUAUAUAUAUAGAUAUAUAUGCUAAACUAAGAUCGUGCGAUAAACAAGUACCUCACUUUUGUAUUACCACAAAGACGCAUCGCACUACACCCAGCACCAGCAUCUUAACCACAACACUGCUUCUAUCAUUUAACCCCCUACUUCGUACCCUUGCCAGCCGCACACCCUUCUCUUUCUAUUCCUCUUUCUCUCGUCUUCUUUUUUCUUACCAUCUCUUACACACACACACACACACACACAUACACAACUGCCUAUCGCUUGUAUCUAUCGCUGAAAUCAAUCAAUCGAUUAAUCUAUCAUUCUCUCUUUACUUCACCCUCUCUCUGACUUAUCUUUCUUUUCGUCUAUAUCUAGUUUUCUCUCUCUCUCUCUACCGUUCAAACUAUCUUUCUAUCUAUAAGUUUGUUUAUCUCUCUCUUUCCGUCUAUUUGUCUAUCUAUCUAUUUGCCUUUAUUUUUCUGUCUACAUCUGUCUAUCCAUCUAUCUAGCUAUCGAUUGCUCUGUAUCGUCUCUCUCUCUCUCUCUCUAUCUAUCUAUUGAAAGAAAGAAGAUAAAGGCUAACCUCCACUACAGCUGGUUUAAUUUCACUCUCACCCUCCCCAUCUCCCUUUCAUUUUCCUUAAUACUUCUUACGCUUUCUUUCCCACACCCACUCCCUUCCUCACUAUUUCUUCUUUACUCCUACCACCACCACCACCACACCUCUCUCUCUCUACAUACACACACACACACACACACACACACACUCGGCGCCCUGACACCAAACUCUCAAAGACAUUUUUUGUUUUUCCAUUAUGACCAUAACUUCGUUUACCAUGGAUUUUCACCAAGAGAACAAAAAACACAGACGGAUGGUUUUCCACAAAAUGGAACAGCUUGUGAAGCAGAUGAGUGAUCCGAAUAAUGGCAUCCAAGUUCGCACACAAAAACAGUUCCUCACAACGAUUCCUAAAGCAUUCACAGGAAGUGAUCUUAUUGACUGGUUGAUGAAGAAACUUGAUAUCACAGAACUCAAUGAAGUCUAUCAUUUAGCCAGCCUCCUCUGUCACUAUGGAUAUAUUUUCCCAAUCACUGAUACAAAAUCGUUGAGUGUCAAAGAAGAUGGAUCCUUAUACCGCUUUCAGUGCCCUUAUUAUUGGCCUCAAAGUGAUAUGUCUGCAGACAAUGAAGCUUAUGGUAAGUUCUUCCUCUUAACUGAAAUUUUUUUAUUCUUUUACUGGUUUUAUCCAUUCACUGUGGCCAUGCUGGGGCAUGUCUUUUGAAGAGUUUUAGCCAAU